UUAGAUGGCCGGAGAAACUUCCUUUCCGGUCAGAAUGACGACAACGGUGACCUCGAGGUGCCCACCGGCAUCGGAAGCAGCCGGCAUGCCGUCCCGAAGCUGGGCGAGCUUCUUAAGCACGUUGGGGACACCGCCCGCGCCACCGAAGCCCUGUCGCAGCCUUCCCCGGAUCACCGGGCCCUGCAGAUGGAGGAAACCGCGAGACCCGUGCCGUUUGUUCUGUCCUUCACCGACCUCACCUACAGCGUCCGUCUGCGGCGCAAGGUGCUCGCCGGGCGCAGCUCGAAGACGCUGCCGUCGACGACCGUCGACGCUUCCUUCCCCGCCGGCAGCGUGGGCAAGUUCUCCGAGACGAAGACGCUGCUGAACCGGAUUUCCGGAGAGGCCCGGGAUGGCGAGAUCCUGGCCGUGAUGGGAGCGAGCGGGUCGGGCAAGUCCACGCUGAUCGACGCGCUGGCGAACCGGAUCGCGAAGGGGAGCCUGAAGGGGAACGUCACGCUCAACGGCGAGGCGCUCGAUGAUCGGUUGAUGAGGUCCAUCUCGGCUUACGUGAUGCAGGACGAUCUCCUUUUUCCUAUGCUCACAGUCGAGGAGACACUCACCUACUCGGCAGAGUUCCGGCUUCCUCGCACCCUGUCCAAGUCGAAGAAGCGAGAGCGUGUGCAGGCGCUGAUCGACCAGCUGGGCCUCCGCCGGGCGGCCAAGACGAUCAUAGGGGACGAGGGCCACCGCGGAGUCUCCGGCGGGGAGAGGAGGCGGGUCUCCAUCGGCAUCGACAUCAUCCACGAUCCCAUCCUCCUGUUUCUCGACGAGCCCACCUCGGGGCUCGACUCCACCAGCGCCUUCAUGGUCGUCAAGGUCCUCCAGAGGAUCGCCCGCACCGGCAGCAUCGUCAUCAUGUCCGUCCACCAGCCCAGCUACCGUAUCGUCCAGCUGCUUGACCGCAUGAUCAUCCUCUCCCGCGGCAACACUGUUUACAGCGGCACCCCUUCGAACCUCCCCACCUUUCUGUCGGAAUUCGGUCGGCCGGUGCCGGAGAACGAGAACCAGACGGAGUUCGCACUCGACCUCAUCCGCGAGCUCGAGGUUAGCCCCGCAGGCAUCGCGGGCUUGGUAGAGUUCCACAACAAUUGGCGAGCCACCAGGUUCGUCCGCUCGCCGGGGCCAGACCAGCUGGGUCUGACGCUGAAGGACGCCAUCAGCGCGAGCAUUUCGAGGGGGAAGCUCGUCUCGGGCAAUGCCACGGAGGGAGGGCGGAGCUCGUCCCGCUCCGGCUCCAUGCCGGCGUUCGCGAACCCAUUCUGGAAGGAGACGGUCAUCCUCACGAAGCGGUCUGCGUCCAACACUCGGCGCACGCCGGAGCUCUUCUUCAUGCGCCUGGCGGCGGUGGUGGUCACCGGCGUCAUCCUGGCCACCAUGUUCUGGCGACUCGACACCUCGCCUAAGGGAAUCCAGGAGCGGCUCGGUUUCUUCGCGUUCGCCAUGUCCACUACCUUCUACACAUGCGCCGACGCGCUCCCCGUAUUCCUGCAGGAGCGUUAUAUCUUCAUGAGGGAGACCGCCUACAACGCCUACCGUCGCUCCUCCUACGUCCUCUCCAACGCCAUCGUCGCUGCCCCGCCUCUUGUCCUCCUCUCCGUCGCAUUCGCCGCCAUCACCUUUUGGGCCGUCGGCCUCGCCGGAGGAACGCAAGGCUUCCUCUACUUCCUGGCCAUAAUCUUCGCCUCCUUCUGGGCCGGCAGCGGCUUCGUCACCUUCCUCUCCGGCGUCAUCUCCCACGUGAUGAUGGGAUACACCGUGGUGGUGGCCGUCCUGGCCUACUUCCUCCUCUUCAGCGGCUUUUUCAUCAACCGAGACCGGAUUCCACUAUACUGGAUAUGGUUCCACUACAUCUCUCUGGUGAAGUACCCAUACGAGGGGGUUCUGCAGAACGAGUUCGACGAUCCGGUGAGGUGCUUCUCGACGGGGGCGCAGAUGUUCGACAACACGCCGCUGAAGGGUCUGGGGGCGGACACCAAGGCCGGGCUUCUCCGCGCGCUGAGCAGCUCCUUGGGCGUGAACGUAAACAUGACGUCGUGCGUGAUGACGGGAGUCGACAUACUGAAAGAGCAGAGCAUCACGCAGCUGAGCAAGUGGGAGUGCUUCUGGGCGACGCUGGCCUGGGGAUUCCUGUUCAGGUUAUUGUUCUACGUCGCCUUGCUCCUCGGCAGCAAGAACAAGCGCAGCUGAAGAAUCGAUCCCCAAAGAAGCGGACCGGCCUCAGGAGAACUCCGGCCAUGGCUGCCGGACUUGGUGUUUUCUUACUUUUUUUUGGAUAUAGUUUUGGAAUUUAUUCUUCUUUUCAAUUUUUUUCCCCAUAAAACUCGAAACGGUGUUGGUUUUUUCGGCGGGUCCGAAAUUGUGAACAGGCCCCAUGGUGUAAAAACUUUGUGAAAAAACAUAUAACUACGUCCCCGUUAA
Messenger RNA from Nymphaea colorata (pocket water lily), 2460 nucleotides. Its product is annotated as ABC transporter G family member 6-like. The record is from RefSeq and is a predicted model, not a curated record. Gene Ontology annotation, cellular component: membrane. The transcript has a single exon. Gene Ontology annotation, molecular function: ATP binding; ABC-type transporter activity; ATP hydrolysis activity. Lineage: Eukaryota; Viridiplantae; Streptophyta; Magnoliopsida; Nymphaeales; Nymphaeaceae. The coding region runs from base 187 to 2229 and encodes 680 amino acids.